CUUGAUUUUUUAGGGAAACGAAAUCGCAUUUACACUUGAAAAAGAAAUAUAAUAAUUUUGGAUUAAAAGAAAUAUUUUUAAUUCUGAAAGAAUUUACAAAACCAAAACUCGGUGUAAAGAAAGUCGGUAGUCGACACUCCACAGUGGGUACCUGCCUUUCUUUCUACGCCCGUCACUCUCCUGACAGUCAUCAUCUCCAUAAAUCCCCAUUAAUCAAUGAAAUACAGAUGAAAAUUCAUUAUUUACUCCAUUGAUUCAGCUCUCAAAUCUCGAGCUUCUACAUUUUAACAAGUGUUGUGACAUCUUUUCAUUACAAAAGGAAUUCAAAGUUGGUGAGACAUGGCAACGGGAAGGUACACGCGGGUUGAUGGGAAAAAGUCGUCGAACUGUUGUUCAACUGCUGUAAUUGUGGUGCUUGUUUCAGCAUGCUUAUUAGCGGCCUGGUUCACAAUGUCAUCAUCAGUAGAUCCCUCAGGGAAUGUUGGGAUGUCUGCUUUAUCCAGUUCCACAAAGGAUGUCAAGACACAGAAGAUUAGUGAAAAAAGUUCUAACGAAUUUGAGGACAACACUGGUGACUUGCCUGAGGUUGGGACUAAGGAGAAUGUUGAGGAGGCCAGUGGAAAGGAUGAGAAUGACUCUAGAUCACAGGAAAAUGAAAAUACAGAGGAGGCUGAGAAAGCUAGAGACUCAAGUCAAGAGAAGAAGUCUGAGGAUGACGGUGAGAGGAGUGAUGACAAUAAGGAAAAAGAAACAGAGUCUGGAAAGAAUGAUGAUGCUUCUCAACAAGAAUCUGAGGAAAAUACUGAUGAUAGUAAACUUAAAACAGGAAAAGGUGAAGAUAAAUCUGGGUCAGAUGAGAGUUCUGAUAGCACAAAGGAUAAGACAGAUGAAAUGAAGGAUGAAACUAGCACGGAAGGCCAGGAGAAAUAUGGUGCAGAUGAAAGCAAGGAAACCACUGAAAAAGCAAUUAAAAGUGGGUCCGAGGACCAGGCAGAGUUGCUGAAGGAAGCUUCCACGAAGACUGGAGCUUGGUCAACACAAGCAGCAGAGUCUGAGAAAGAGAAACAGAAUGCAUCUGUGGAGUCCUCAUCGUCCGAGAACCAAAAGUUCUACAAAUGGAAAGUCUGCAAUGUCACUGCUGGGCCUGACUAUAUUCCUUGCCUUGAUAACAUUCAAGCUAUCAAAAGGCUUCCCAGCACAAGUCAUUAUGAACACCGAGAAAGGCACUGCCCUGAUGAAGCUCCUACUUGCCUUGUUUCUCUGCCUGAGGGAUAUAAAACUUCAGUGAAGUGGCCUAAAAGCAGAGAGAAGAUAUGGUUUGCCAAUGUUCCCCAUGUCAAGCUUGCUGAAGUGAAGGGGCAUCAGAAUUGGGUGCAAGUUUCUGGCGAGUACAUCACAUUUCCUGGUGGGGGGACUCAAUUUGUGCAUGGUGCCAUAAGUUACAUCGAUUUUCUUGAAAAGACUGUUUCCGAUAUUGCUUGGGGCAAGCGAAGUCGUGUUGUUUUGGAUGUUGGGUGUGGUGUUGCAAGCUUUGGAGGUUUUUUGUUUGACAAAGAUGUACUCACUAUGUCACUGGCUCCCAAGGAUGAACAUGAAGCUCAAGUACAAUUUGCACUUGAAAGAGGAAUACCAGCUAUUUCUGCAGUAAUGGGUACAAAAAGAUUACCCUUCCCCGGCAUGGCUUAUGAUGUUGUCCACUGUGCUCGCUGCAGGGUCCCUUGGCAUGUUGAAGGUGGUAAAUUGCUUUUGGAACUGAAUCGUGUCUUAAGGCCAGGAGGGUAUUUUAUAUGGUCUGCCACUCCUGUUUACCGUAAAGAUGAGGAGAAUGUGGAAAUUUGGAAAGAGAUGUCAAAGCUGACAAAGUCAAUGUGCUGGGACCUUUUGAAAAUUGGGAAGGAUAGUGUGAAUGGAGUAUCUGCAGCAGUAUAUCAGAAACCUAUGUCUAAUGAUUGCUAUGAGAGUAGAACUAAAAAUAAUCCUCCACUUUGUGAAGAAUCAGAUAAUCGAAAUGCAGCAUGGGAUAUACCACUGCAGGCAUGCAUACACAAAGUACCAACAGAUCCAUCAGAACGGGGAUCUCAAUUGCCAGCUAAGUGGCCUUCAAGGUUGGAGAAACCUCCUUACUGGUUGAAGGAAUCCGAGACUGGGGUUUAUGGCAAAGAAGCUCCUAAGGAUUUCAUUGCUGACUACAAGCACUGGAAAAGUGUUAUUACUGACUCGUAUUUAGAUGGUAUUGGCAUUGACUGGUCUUCUAUGAGAAAUGUGAUGGACAUGAGAGCUAUAUAUGGAGGGUUCGCUGCAGCUUUGAAGGACUUGAAAGUAUGGGUCAUGAAUGUAGUUCCAAUCACUUCAUCAGACACCCUGCCGAUCAUAUUUGAACGAGGUUUAUUUGGAAUAUAUCAUGAUUGGUGCGAGUCAUUCAAUACUUACCCGAGAUCUUACGAUGUUCUUCAUGCAGAUCAUCUUUUCUCUAAUGUCAAGAAAAGGUGUAAACUCAUGGGGUUAAUGGCAGAAGUCGACAGAAUCCUUAGGCCCGGAGGAAGUCUGAUAGUGAAAGACGAUGCUGAUACCAUAGCUGAAGUGGAGAGCAUGGCAAAAUCCCUACACUGGAAAAUCAGGUAUACUUUUACAAAAGACGAUGAAGGAUUGAUUUGUGCUCAGAAGACAAGAUGGCGUCCAGACGAAGUAGAAACAAUCAAAUCAGCCAUAGCCUAGCUUUACCAUAUUCUUUUAUAGAUUUAGCAGCAAUUGUUCUCAAGGAUGCAGGAGUUAUAUGUGUAGCAAUUUCAUUGUUGUCAAAUUUAGUGUAAUUUUCCUGAGUAUUUCCAUUUCAUUGUUGAAUGUAUGACAGUUUAUCUUCCACUUAGCCCUUCAAUUUUGGGGAAAUGAUCUAUUGAUCUAAGACAAAGUUUGCUUAUAAGUUAUACUUAAUUUUAUAUCCAAUUAAUAGCAACUCUCUAUUUUGAGAAAUGUAAGUUUAGUUGUAACCUUUUUAUAAGUGAUAUAUUUUUAAGUGUGAUUUAUCCUUUA
Amaranthus tricolor (Joseph's coat) is the source of this 3030-nucleotide messenger RNA. Its product is annotated as probable methyltransferase PMT24. Gene Ontology annotation, molecular function: methyltransferase activity. NCBI's taxonomy places the organism in Eukaryota, Viridiplantae, Streptophyta, Magnoliopsida, Caryophyllales, Amaranthaceae. The transcript has 9 exons. The coding region runs from base 340 to 2715 and encodes 791 amino acids. Gene Ontology annotation, cellular component: endosome; cytoplasm; trans-Golgi network. The record is from RefSeq and is a predicted model, not a curated record.